CUCCAUCUCUGGAAGCUUGCUAGAUUCUCCACUGCGGAUGAGCAUAUAUUCUCAGAAAGGCAGCUGGUUGGCAUUUUGGAGGAGUAAGCAUGGAAGAAAAUAGAGAGGGCCAUGGUCUUGCAGAAAGCAAGAUUUUGUCAGUCUGGAUGAUUUUGUUUGUGGCGUUAGUUUUGUUGCCUUCGAUGUUCCGAGUGUCACUGGGGAUUUCUCAUUUCUAUGUGAAUAUUGUAAUAAAAAUAUUAGAGUGGGCCACCCUGCAGAUUGAGGAGGGAGUAAAAAAGCAGAAGGCGCUGGCACUUGAAAAUUUAAUCUCCACUGGGAUCAUCCAGAGAGAUGACACCCCCAUGGAAGAGGAGAUUGCUGGCCGGUGCCAAGGGUGCUUCAGCCUUGCUGAUGUUAUGUACUUCUCCAAGAAGGGGUGUGAGGCAGUUGCAGAAGACGAAGUCACUCGACGGUUCUCCUCCGAGGAGCUGGUGUCCUGGAACCUCCUCAGCAGAACCAAUGCCAACUUGCACCGUGUCAGCUGGCAGCUCACUGUUGUGUGGGUCAUUGGGAUCCUAGUUCGGUAUUGUCUCCUGCUGCCUUUUCGCGUCUGCUUGUCUGUUUUCAGCAUCCUGUUGCUGGUGUUGGCCAGUAUGGUAGUAGGACAGUUUCCAAAUGGCAGAGUUAAAGGCUGGCUGAGCAACCAGGUUCAGAUGAUAUGUGCCACACUAGGUGUCCGAUGUCUGAGUGGUCUUGUUCAUUUUCACAACAGGGAAAACAAACCACAGCAAGGAGGCAUCUGUGUAGCCAACCACACAUCUCCAUUAGAUGUCGUAAUCCUGGUCAGCGAUGGAUGCUACUCCUUGGUUGGCCAGGCACACGGAGGGCUUAUAGGACUCAUUCAAAAAUCUUGCAUGCGGACCGGUCAGCAUGUCGUAUUUGAACGUUCGGAAAUGAAAGACCGUCAUCUGGUGAGGAAAAAAAUUAGAGAACACAUUGCAGAUAAGGCCAAAUUACCCAUUUUAAUUUUCCCAGAAGGUACCUGCAUUAACAACACAUCAGUAAUGAUGUUUAAGAAGGGAAGCUUUGAGGUAGGAGGGACCAUCCAUCCAGUAGCAAUCAAGUAUGACCCCCGCUUUGGAGAUGCCUUCUGGAACAGCACAAAGCAUUCUAUGAUGACCUAUGCUUUCAAUCUGUUGACCAGCUGGGCUAUUGUCUGUAACGUAUGGUACCUGCCACCGAUGGUCCAAGAAGAAGAAGAAGAUGCUGUUCACUUUGCCAACAGAGUCAAGGCUGUCAUUGCUGCUCGGGGAGGAAUGUCUGUGCUUCCUUGGGAUGGGGGACUAAAAAGGAAAAAGGUGAAAGAGUCUUUCAAGGAAGAGCAACAGAAAAAAUAUUGCCAGAUAGUAAUAGAAAAUGGAUCUGUGGGAAACGGAAAUGUUUGUUAAACGGUAUUUAUUUUAUCUCAUUUUUCCAUGACUUAUCUCCACCAGAAAAUAGACUGGGUUUUGUAUGAAGCCAAACAUGUUUUCCUUCUGUCCCUGUAAGAUAUUUUGCAUAUGACACAGCAGGGAAACCAUAAAGAGAUAUCCUUAUUUAAUGCAAAAGACUCUAAUUUUAUAAAUAGAAAAAUAUACAAUCUACUAGUAAAAUUCUCUCCGAUGUUGAAUGAGAAAAAUCGGCAAUAAAAUUACUUAGGCUCAUUAAAACACCAUUUUAAAACAUUUACAAUACCUUGAGGACUUAAAUGGUUACCUGUUAGCUUCUAACAAAACAACUCUGUAGUCCUAGCCUGCUGUCUCAGUGACUUGGACUAGCAGUGUUCCUGUCAGCCACAGUAAUCAUGUUGCUGUGGAGAGCUCCUCACAUAGGAGAUUAGGCAGUUCACCAAAAUAUGUUUUCCAAUUUGUGUGUUGAAGAGGAAGUGCUGGAUGUCAGAGGGGAAAAAAAAACACGUGCUGACUUUCCCCUCCAUGUCACAAGAAAAGAGGGACAGCAAUGUAGAAAGUUUUCUGUUCUGACAAAGAGCACAACAGUGUCCAGGGCAGCAUGCCCCUAAUGCCUGGGUGUGUGAUGCUGAGGUAAAUUAGUCACAGCCAAGGACAGUGUCAAAGAAAAUAUAUUGUGGUUUUAAAUUACAUUUUAUCUUCUAGUUUUGUUAUGUCCCUUUCUGUGUCUGCUUGUAUGCAUUACACAAAUUAAAGAAAACAUUUGA
Messenger RNA from Corapipo altera (White-ruffed manakin), 2197 nucleotides. Its product is annotated as glycerol-3-phosphate acyltransferase 3-like. Gene Ontology annotation, biological process: triglyceride biosynthetic process. Gene Ontology annotation, cellular component: endoplasmic reticulum. Gene Ontology annotation, molecular function: glycerol-3-phosphate O-acyltransferase activity. The record is from RefSeq and is a predicted model, not a curated record. The transcript is spliced from 12 exons. NCBI's taxonomy places the organism in Eukaryota, Metazoa, Chordata, Aves, Passeriformes, Pipridae. The coding region runs from base 90 to 1430 and encodes 446 amino acids.